AACAGGCUUAAGCAGCAGCGCUACAAAGGUGGACGGGCGAUGCUCCACGGCUGGCAAUCGAUAGCUGCUUGCACGUUACCAGCCUCCGCGAUUGAUAACCUGACGGGGAGCGUUGUCGGGGAAGGCGAAUCCCUGCUUGCCGCCUCGUCCGCUAAUCACGAUCAUUGGCGCGCGUAACUCCGCGCUUGGACUCCGCAGUGCUCGUCAACAACACCGAGGACAACAAAGUAACCUGAAGACUAAUCGCGUACCGAACAUUUCACCCCCUCCAGGGCCGCGGCACACCUACUCGUCCAGACUGACACCGAGCCUGAUCCGGCUGUUCCAUCACGCGUUCAAGCCGCAACUUACAUACGUCCCAACGCUCUUGCGCAUCCAACACGUCAUCCAGCCAUGUCAGUCAAGUUCAAGGAAGAGACCGUCACCCAGACCAUUGCGGACACGGCUGCUAGGGGAAAAGAUGUCGCCCAUGAACUGGCUCACGAAGUUGGUGAGGCACUGACGAAGGGUGGAGGACCAAACGGCUAUCUUGCGGCAUACCUCAACCAACUCCAGAAGAGCCCUCUGCGAACCAAAAUGUUGACAUCCGGCACAUUGUCUGGCUUACAAGAGUUGCUCGCUUCGUGGAUCGCACACGACAAGAGCAUGCACGGCCACUACUUCACUUCUCGUGUGCCGAAGAUGGCGCUGUACGGUGCAUUCGUCAGCGCCCCCUUGGGUCACCUCCUCAUCAGCAUCUUGCAGAGAGUGUUUUCUGGCAGGACAAGCCUAAGAGCUAAGGUCUUGCAGAUCCUAGCCAGCAACCUUAUCAUUUCACCCAUUCAGAACAGCAUCUAUCUUGUCUUUAUGGCAAUCAUUGCUGGUGCUCGCACCUUCCAUCAGGUCAGAGCUACCGUCAGGGCCGGUUUCUGGCCGGUAAUGCGCGUCAGCUGGAUCACCUCGCCUAUCUGUCUCGCAUUUGCCCAGCAAUUUCUCCCCGAGCAGACCUGGGUGCCUUUCUUCAACCUGGUCGCCUUCAUCAUUGGCACCUACAUCAACGCGAAGACCAAGAAGAAGCGGCUUGCUGCACUUCGCCGCAAGCAUUAUGGCGAAGGAAGUUCGGGCCGGCCCAGUGGUAGACCUGAGGAUUAUCCGCCACCCCGCCCUAACUACUAAACCAAGUUCCCGUCCUCUUGCUACGAGAUUUGGUUUUUCAUAGAGCUGGCGCAAUAGAGUGGACCGGACUGUUGGGAGCGAAACAUGUCUUCCAUCUGCUCCGGUGGUAGCUAACUUGAUGUUUUUAAGUAGGUGCAUACAAUUCUGACGGAAACUUCUCAAGCUAGCUAGUUUGUGAGCGUUUCUUGUAACCAGGCAACAGCAUGGAUAAACUUGCAACACUCGCAUGGCGUCGAAUGUAUAUAUGACUACGGGGAUCUAUUCCAUUAUACAAAGACUUAUAUACUGCUUCGAUAUUCUUGCAAUGUGAUUUCUCUCUCUCUGGAAGUAUA
Verruconis gallopava is the source of this 1487-nucleotide messenger RNA. RefSeq lists its product as uncharacterized. The record is from RefSeq and is a predicted model, not a curated record. The transcript has 4 exons. Bases 394 to 1155 code for a protein of 253 amino acids. Gene Ontology annotation, cellular component: cytoplasm; membrane. Lineage: Eukaryota; Fungi; Ascomycota; Dothideomycetes; Venturiales; Sympoventuriaceae.